AUGGCUACAGCUACAUCGCCUCGUCGUGAAACGAACGCACGAUUGCGCCAAACUGGACCCUUAGAAACGGAUGGUUUUACUGUAAAAUCUCUUCUAAAAAAUGCAAAAGUUAAUGCUCCACCAUCAGCUGAAGCAACACGUAUUCGUAAUAGCAAACCAACAGCUUUUCGUAAAUUUUAUGAACGUGGUGACUUUCCAAUAGCACUUGAACAUGAUACAAAAGGAAAUAAAAUUGCUUGGAAGGUGGAAAUUGAAAAACUUGAUUAUCAUCAUUAUUUACCUUUAUUUUUUGAUGGUCUUUGUGAAACUGAACAUCCAUAUGAUUUUUUUGCUCGUCAAGGUAUUCAUGAUAUGCUUGAACAUGGUGGAAAUAAAAUUUUACCUGUUAUUCCACAACUUAUUGUACCAAUAAAAAAUGCAUUAAAUACACGAAAUCAUAAGGUUAUAUGCACAACAUUAAAAAUUCUUCAACAAUUAGUUAUGUCAGCUGAUAUGAUUGGUGAAGCACUUGUACCUUAUUAUCGUCAAAUUUUACCAAUUUUUAAUCUUUUUAAAAACUGGAAUUCAAACUUGGGUGAUGGGAUUGAAUAUGGACAACAACGACGUGAAAAUAUAGGAGAUUUAAUAAAUGAAACACUUGAAGCCUUUGAACGAAAUGGUGGUGAAGAUGCAUUCAUAAAUAUCAAAUAUAUGAUACCUACCUAUGAAUCCGUUAUGCUCAAUUAA
Messenger RNA from Rotaria sordida, 726 nucleotides. The record is from the annotation of a GenBank genome assembly. Lineage: Eukaryota; Metazoa; Rotifera; Eurotatoria; Philodinida; Philodinidae.